UUUUAAAUAUUCAAAUUACAUUCGUUACUGAAAGCAAUUUUACAACCUUGAACAGCAAAAAAUGGCAUUAAGCAGAAAAGGGGGAAAUGUUCGACUUCCACCAGAGGUCAACAGGAUCUUGUAUAUCAGAAAUUUGCCAUACAAGAUAACAGCUGAAGAAAUGUAUGAUAUUUUUGGAAAGUAUGGUGCUAUACGACAAAUUAGAGUAGGAAACACACCAGACACAAAAGGAACAGCAUUUGUAGUGUAUGAAGACAUAUUUGAUGCUAAGAAUGCCUGUGAUCAUCUGUCUGGAUUUAAUGUCUGUAAUAGAUACUUGGUGGUGUUAUAUUAUCAAGCUAACAAAGCUUUCAAGAAGACUGAUGAUGUGAAAAAACAAGAAGAAAUCACAAAAAUGAAACAGAAAUAUGGACUGACAACACCUGAACGGAAAUAACAAAAACAUAAUACUCAUUCUCACUACUUCAUUAUCAAACUUUUCAUUGUCAAUCAUAAAAUCACUUGAUAGGAAAGAAAAAGAUUAUUUUAAUGUGUGAAAUCACUUGAUAGGAAAGCAAAAUGCUUGUUUGUUUAAAAUUGAACAAACAGCAUUAUUUACAUGAUUUAGUUGUAUUUGAACUUGUGAAAUUUUAAGAGGAAAAUCUGUUUGUUAAGAAGUAAACUAGAAUCAUUGUUGACUUCCAGUUUAUUCUGAUAUUGUAAUCUCUAUUGUUUGAUAUUGUUAUUGAAAUAAGGAGAAAUGGACAUUGGAAAGAGAGCUAAUCAUAACUUAUGAGUACAGUUUUGUAUUUGAAGAUAAUUCAAUAUCACAGAUCUAGAAAUAAAUGUACAUUCCUAUAUUUAUUAAAGUUGAACAUCAGGAUGUGUCAUUUGUGAACAAUUUAUAUAAACAUCUGCAUACAUUAUCAAAAUGUAAAAUUUUAUAAAUUCAUAGUUGAUAGAUCAACUUUCAUAAACACCUUGUCCAUAUUUUGUAUACUCAAUUUACGUAACAUACUUUUAGAUGAAAAGUUUUGAGUUAGUAAACCAAAGGGUAUUAUUUAUAUAUGAUAUCAUGUGCAAUAUAAAUUGAAUUUAUGAUUUCUUACCAAACAUUACUAAAGACAACUUCACAUGUAUCUUUAUAACUUAUACAAAAAACAGAGAUAUUAAUGAGUUAAUUCCAUUAUAUUUUAUUGAAAGGUUCUAUUUUGUAAUAUAGAUGUGUUGUGUUGGUGUUUAUUUAUAUAAAAAAACAAAUUACAGAAUUUGUCAUGGUGUUUUAUUUAUGAAAAUAUGAAAUUGACAAUUAUAAGCUUUAAAAAAAAAAAAAAAAUCUUGAAAUUUAAUGAGUAUUGUGAUACCAUCAUAAAUUUCAGUUCUUCAGAAAAAUUUCAAAUUCUAGAAAAUAUUUCAGUUUUGAAAUGUUUGUUUACUUUUAACAUUAGCACAUUUCAAUUUCAAUUUCAAUAUCUGAUAUUUUGUAGUUUGCAAAUGUAUGAUUAUUUUAACAUUCUUUUAUAAUAAAUAUAUACUAAACUU
Messenger RNA from Mytilus californianus (California mussel), 1521 nucleotides. Its product is annotated as splicing factor 3B subunit 6-like. Lineage: Eukaryota; Metazoa; Mollusca; Bivalvia; Mytilida; Mytilidae. Gene Ontology annotation, biological process: mRNA splicing, via spliceosome. Gene Ontology annotation, cellular component: U2 snRNP; catalytic step 2 spliceosome; precatalytic spliceosome. Gene Ontology annotation, molecular function: RNA binding. The transcript is spliced from 4 exons. The record is from RefSeq and is a predicted model, not a curated record. Bases 62 to 436 code for a protein of 124 amino acids.